CGGUCCGACGACUUUGGCGCCGGUGUUCCGGAGGAGCUGCGGAGCUGAGCUGGUGUGCCCGGCAGCAGGAGAGGUCAGUUGAACGGUGGCAGUGGCCAGAGAGUGGUCCAGAGGAGGCAUUCUCCUCGGAUUGAGACGAGCAGCUGCCGUACCUGCUGAGCCGCGAGCGCAGUGAAUCGACCCGAGCCCGUACUUCGAGAGCUGCUCUGCCGUCGGUUCAGGCGCCAUGUCUCUGUGGACGGUGUCGGUGGCGGUGCUGGCCGCGCUGGUGACGGCCGACGCCCAGGGCCAGGGCCCGUUCGAGCUUACCAUCGUCCAGUACAACCCGCCCAUCAACCCCGCCGAACGGGAGUACUACAUGAGUCGCGUGCGGCGCACAGUGGAGCUGGUGGAGGCGCAGGGCGGCGGUAACGUCCUCCUGCUCAACACGGGCGGCGCCACGCUGUCCCGACGGGACGCGGCCGCCUACUCCGCCGUGUCGCCCGACGCCACGGCCCUGUCCCUGAGCGACUUUGACGAGGGUCUCGAGGGCGACGGCGGCCUCCUGGCCCGCCUCACCGCCUCCGGGGAGAAGUUUGUGGCCGCCAACCUCAACUCGACCCGGCUGGGCGACCUCGUCUCCAAGUCCGUGGUGACCCGCUUCGGCGACUACAGCGUCGCCGUCAUCGGAUUCGUCUCACCGUACCUGAACGUGCUGCUCCGGGAGGACGACGACUCGCACAUCGGCUCCGAGGUGAUGGCCGUUCGCGCCGAGGCCAGCCGGCUGCAGGACCAGGGCACCGACAUCAUCAUCGCUAUGGGUAACGCCGGCCACGCGGCCAACAUGGAGCUGGCCAAGCUGGUGCCCACAGUAGAUGUGGUGGUUUCUGCGCCAACCGAGGUGCCCGGAGCCGACUUCCCCCAGAUGGUGACCAGCGCUGGCCGGCCGCGUGAGAUACCCCUGAUGGAGAUCCCGACCCGCACCGGUAACACCAUCGGCGUCACUCGGCUGUUGUUCAACGCGCGCGGCGAGAUGAAGCGCGGCGUCGGACUGUACAAGGCCGUCAAGCAGGGCACUGCCGACACUCUGGACCGUGAGACUGCCGAGAUCCUGCGUCUGCGUCCCGAGGACAACGAGGUCAUUGGCCACAGCUCCGCCGACAACAAGAUCGAGAGCGAGGAGCCGGCAUCUGCGCCGUCCGCCGCCGCCGCGCCGUUCCGGCCGCGCCCGCCCGUGGCAGCGCCCAGCGGCGAGGUCCUGGCCACCUCGACUGGCGUCAUAUCCGGCCUGGGCAGCGACUGCCAGGACAAGGAGUGUGCCAUGGGAAAGCUGAUCGCUGACGCCAUCAAAUGGAGGCUGGGAGGCCGGAUCAACGCUGCCGUCGUGGGCAGCGGCGUGUUCAGCGGCUCCUGGUCCGGCGACAUCCGCGAGUCGGACGUCGCCACCUCGCUGAUGGACGACGCCACCGUCUACAUGGGCCGUCUGCGCGGCACCACCCAGCUGAUGCAGCUCUUCAUGCAGGCCACCAUGAGCAACACAGAGUUCCUGCACGCCUCCGGCGUCACCAUGAACGUGGACCCCAAGACGCACGCGGUCUCCAACCUGCUGAUCGAGUGCAGCACCUGUGUGCCCAGCGGACUGCGCGAGCCACACAGCGACAUGCCCUACACGCUGAGCUUCGUGACGGGCGCCAACAGCAAGCCGUCCGUGUUCCAGGACGUUCGCGAUACCGGCCUCUCGCUGAAGAACGACGUGGUGAUUCCGUACCUGCGCCGCUACCGGGAGCUGCAGGUGCCCUCCGACAGUCGGAUCACGAUGACCUCCACCGGCUCCACCCACACCGACUCGCGCGUCAGCCAGACGCUCAACGCUGCUGAGGCCGAGGGCCCGGUGCACGCGGCGGUACCGGCGCCCGCCCAGCGCCCGGUCCGGGUGCAGGCCCAGGUGCCGGCGGCCGCUCCCGCUCCGGUGGCCGCUCCGGCCCCUGCUCCUGCCCCGGCUCCGGCUCCGGCCCCUGCUCCGGCCCCGGCCCCGGCUCCGGUUGCCGUCCCGGUGGCGGCGCACCCCGCUCACGGCGUGAUGGCCCACCUGCCACCACCACCCACCGACAGUGAGGCAGACCGCGUGGCUCACCAGCAGGCGGCUGAGGCGUACCGGCAGGCGGUGAUGGCGGCGGUGCAGCAGGCUGCCUCCGGACAGUCGGGCCAGCACUACACCAGCGAGCAGCAGAUGGCCCUGGCCGAGCUCUACAACAGUCUGGCCGGCCGGCCCACCAGCAGCGGCGUCGUCGUGCAGCAGCCCGUGGUCACAGUCGCUGGCCAGAACGGAGUGCCUGUCGCUGUCGCCGGCCAGACCGGUGUGCCAGUCACCAUUGCUGGCCAGGCGGGAGUGCCCGUCGCUAUCGCUGGUCAGAAUGGCGUGCCUGUCACGAUUGCCGGCCAGGCGGGCGUUCCUGUCACGGUGAUCGGCGGAGACGCUCAGACUCUGGCGCAGCCCGAGUCGGUGGCCAACGACGACCAGCUGCCGGCGCUCCUGCAGUCCAUCACCGGCCACCAGACGCAGCAGCAGCAGCAGGCCGGCAUUGACGGCGUCAGCAGCCUGCUGCCCUCGUGGCUGACCUCCAGCGCGCAGCAGACAGACGCGGCCGGCGGCGAGGAGGGCGGCAUCUCCCAGUACCUGCCGUCCUGGCUGAGCGGCCAGUCGGACCAGCCCCAGCAGGCCGGCGCCGUGCCCGUGGGCGCCGACGGCACCGAGCAGGAGGACUCGAGCGUGGCCGGCCAGGUGCUCCGCGCCGCCAUGGUGGUGCCCCCCGCGCUGCUCGGACUCAGCCUGGCCGCCGGCCUCGUGCUCUAGACUGGCCGGUGAUGAUACCUCCCGUGAGGGAGCACCGAACGCUGGCCAGCUGGUUUUAACUGCAACAUGGAAAUGUGGUCCCCGUCGGACAGCAGCAUCAGUCUCCACAAUGGAGAGGAGCGCUGAGCCAACGGGAAGUGCAGCUCAUGUCUAACGUGUUAUCUGUUGUUAAUUUAUAGCCUAACGAGGGCAGAAAAAUAUUUAUUAUGUGAGAUUGUUGUGAGCGUGAAUGAUUGUCUCUUGGCUCAGUGGUUGGGCUCUUCUUGACUAUGUGCAUAAAUAUAUAACGAACAAAACAAAAACAG
Molecule: messenger RNA, 3138 nt
Organism: Amphibalanus amphitrite
Lineage: Eukaryota; Metazoa; Arthropoda; Thecostraca; Balanomorpha; Balanidae
Exons: 11
Coding region: 227-2833 (868 amino acids)
Biological process (GO): nucleotide catabolic process
Molecular function (GO): hydrolase activity
Source: RefSeq, a predicted model, not a curated record